GCUCUGCGGCGGGGCGGGGCCGGUGGCCCGCAGUUCCCCGGCGGUCGCCAUGGCGGGCGCGGCGCUGGGCGGGCUGUGCGGCGGGCUGCUUGACUACAAGACGGCGAAGUUCGUGCUGACGCGGAACCGGCGGGUCGGGCUGCUGCACCGCCUGCUCCAGCUCGGCGUGCUGGGCUACCUACUCGGGUGGGUGCUGCUGGUGCGGAAGGGCUACCAGGACACCGACCGUGCCCCCCGCGCCGCCAUUGUCACCAAGCUGAAGGGGGCGGCGGUCGCCGCGGCGGGGGGCGCGGGCCGGCGGCUGUGGGACGCGGCGGACUACGGCCGGCCUCCGCAGGGAGCAAACGUGCUUUUUCUGGUGACUAACUUCAUCGCCACGGCGAGGCAAGCCCAGGGCAGCUGUGCCGAGAGCCCCUCUGUUCUUGAUGCGAAGUGCACAGAAGACGCAGACUGUCCCAUGGGAAACCCAGUGGUUCAUGGCAACGGGAUAAAAACUGGGAAAUGUGUGAUGUUCAACACCACCCAUUCCACCUGUGAGAUCUAUGGCUGGUGUCCCGUGGAGAACAACACCCUGCCCAGGAAACCUCUUCUGGCUGAGGCGGAAAAUUUCACUCUUUUUAUAAAAAAUACUGUCCACUUCACCAAAUUUAACUUCUCCAAGUGCAAUACUUUGCAAACCAAUGACCCCACCUAUUUCAAGAGCUGCACGUACGAUCCGUUCUUCAACCCGUCCUGCCCCGUCUUCCGUGUCCGUGACAUGGUGGAGGCAACUGGAGAGACCUUUGGGGACCUCGCGCUGCUGGGGGGGAGCAUAGGAGUUCACAUCAAGUGGGACUGCGACCUGGAUCACCCCGCUGCCCGGUGCCAGCCGCAGUACUCCUUCAGCCUGCAGGACAGGAGGUACAAUUUUAGAACUGCCUCGUACUACUGGGACUCCCAGCGGCAGCUCUACCGGAACCUGCUGAAGCUCUACGGCAUCCGCUUCGACAUCUCUGUGCACGGCCAGCACCUCCCUGGCUUUGAGCACGCUGCCCAGCCUGUCCCACAGCCCUCUCACUGCUCUGCACCUGCUGUUCCUCACCAGGCUGGGAAGUUCAGCAUAAUUCCUACUGCCGUCAGCUUCGGCACAGGCAUCGCGUUCUUCGGUGCUGCCACGGUGGUCUGUGACCUGGUUCUGCUCUACCUGGAUGCGAAGGCUGACUUCUAUCGGAAGGAGAAGUUUGAGGAGGCAAAACCCCCUAAAGGUAAGACCGAGGCUGCAGCAUAGGGACAUCGGGAAUGCUCCGCCACAAGCACCCCUCACUCCAGAGCAACCUCCAGGUGGAUGCGAUGGGGACACGGCUGCAGCCCAGGUGGAGGUGGCCCGGUUCUCCUGGCCCAAGUGUGCGCUGCUGCAGUUAGGGUCUGCCUUUCCUGCAGAAACACUUGCAUCGGCAGAAGUUCUCGGCUCCUGGAGCACAAAGCUAUCCCAUGUGCAGCUCCCAGCACUGAGCAGAGCCGUGCUGUGGAGCUGCUGCAGGAGCUAGAGCUUGCCGGGAAGCGGCUGGCUCACGCUUGGCACAAGGGGCUUAAAGCACUUUGCGCUUCUCCACGUUCCACACGGCCACAGGGCUUGAUUUCCCAUGAAAAACAGGGAUGCAAUGAAAUAAAGCUGUUCAGA
Molecule: messenger RNA, 1660 nt
Organism: Grus americana (Whooping crane)
Lineage: Eukaryota; Metazoa; Chordata; Aves; Gruiformes; Gruidae
Gene: P2RX6
Product: purinergic receptor P2X 6
Exons: 12
Coding region: 50-1267 (405 amino acids)
Biological process (GO): response to ATP; monoatomic cation transmembrane transport
Cellular component (GO): plasma membrane; nuclear inner membrane
Molecular function (GO): purinergic nucleotide receptor activity; ATP binding; extracellularly ATP-gated monoatomic cation channel activity
Source: RefSeq, a predicted model, not a curated record